AUGGCGCUCUACGGGGCGCCCGUUUGGUCGGACACUCUGACUGCUCUGGCUCGGGCCCUGUUGCGAAAACCGCAGAGGGUCAUGGCAGUGAGAGUGAUACGGGGGUAUCGCACCAUAUCGUGCGAGGCAGCCUGUGUAUUGGCGGGGACCCCGCCAUGGGAUUUAGACGCCGAAAUGCUCUCGAGCGCACACUGGCGGAGGGUGGAUGCCCGGCUGAGGGGGGAGCACCCUGCGCCAGUGAGUGAUCGUGCGUGGCGGUCGACGGCGGAGGCCCAUCUCGUCGCUCAUUGGCGGGAGCGGCUUCUUGCCCCAACGGCCAGCCACCGUACGAUCGAGGCGAUCCAGCCCGUCCUCGAGCUCUGGACGGGCCGGAAGCACGGCUCUCUGUCUUUCCACCUUGUGCAGAUCCUCUCCGUCGCCGAAGAGCGGGUCGCAGGCGACGUGCUCACGAACGCCACCUGCCACCCUAACGAGGAGCCUCGGGCGACUGAUUGA
This is a messenger RNA of Pararge aegeria (speckled wood butterfly), 495 nucleotides long. RefSeq lists its product as uncharacterized. The coding region runs from base 1 to 495 and encodes 164 amino acids. Lineage: Eukaryota; Metazoa; Arthropoda; Insecta; Lepidoptera; Nymphalidae. The transcript has a single exon. The record is from RefSeq and is a predicted model, not a curated record.